UGGGCCUCGUAGAACGGCCUUGAAGGUCUUAGACUGUGGAUUUUAUUGGCCCACUAUCUUCAAGGAUGCAAACUUGUUUUGUAUUUCUUGUGAUAGAUGCCAACGGACUGGUAAUCUUGGCCCAAAAGAUCAAAUGCCCAUGAGCCCAAUAAUAACUGUAGAAAUUUUCGAUGUUUGGGGCAUUGACUUUAUGGGCCCAUUUCCUUCGUCUAAUGGCUGUUUAUAUAUACUAUUGGCUGUGGACUAUGUAUCAAAGUGGGUGGAAGCAAAAGCCACCAGGACUAACGAUUCAAAAGUGGUUGCAGGUUUCUUGAAAACUAACAUAUUUUCCAGGUUUGGUGUGCCACGUGUGCUGAUCAGUGAUGGAGGUUCUCAUUUUUGCAACCGGACAAUCGAGGCUUUGCUGAAGAAGUAUGGGGUAACCCAUAAGGUGUCCACGCCCUACCACCCUCAGACCAGUGGCCAAGCAGAGGUGUCCAACAGGGAGAUCAAGAGGAUACUCGAAAAGACAGUGGGCCCAACAAGGAAGGAUUGGAGCCAGAGAUUAGAUGAUGCAUUGUGGGCCUACAGAACAGCCUACAAGACGCCUAUUGGGAUGUCUCCCUUUAGGUUGGCCUACGGAAAGGCAUGCCACCUUCCAGUGGAGCUAGAGCACAAGGCUUGGUGGGCUGUCCAAAAGUUCAACAUGGAUUAUGAUGAAGCGGGCCUACAUAGGAAGCUACAGCUAAAUGAGCUUGAGGAGAUAAGGAAUGAGGCCUACGAUGCUUCAUGGAUCUACAAGGAGAAGACAAAGGCCUACCAUGACAAAAUGAUCCGCGGAAAAAGCUUCCAAGUGGGCCAGAAAGUUCUGUUAUUCCAUUCCAGACUUAAGCUAUUCCCUGGUAAACUUCGUUCUCGUUGGGUUGGCCCAUUUAUAGUUACAAAUGUGUUUGCUCAUGGUGCUGUAGAGAUCAAG
Messenger RNA from Rosa rugosa (rugosa rose), 955 nucleotides. RefSeq lists its product as uncharacterized. Gene Ontology annotation, biological process: DNA integration. The record is from RefSeq and is a predicted model, not a curated record. The annotation marks the transcript as partial. Gene Ontology annotation, molecular function: nucleic acid binding. NCBI's taxonomy places the organism in Eukaryota, Viridiplantae, Streptophyta, Magnoliopsida, Rosales, Rosaceae. The transcript has a single exon.